Messenger RNA from Pseudopipra pipra, 4422 nucleotides. Its product is annotated as caspase-8-like. The record is from RefSeq and is a predicted model, not a curated record. The coding region runs from base 2422 to 3846 and encodes 474 amino acids. The transcript has 8 exons. Gene Ontology annotation, biological process: proteolysis; regulation of apoptotic process; apoptotic process. Gene Ontology annotation, molecular function: cysteine-type endopeptidase activity; protein binding. Lineage: Eukaryota; Metazoa; Chordata; Aves; Passeriformes; Pipridae.
GGGAGUGAUAGAGUGGCUGGGUGGGCACCUGGCAUCCAGCCACGGUCAACUCACCACAAUCCUGCUUCUAAAUCCACUAGCUAUGUUCAUAGAGAGAGAGAAAAGUGGGAAUGAAGAGGCAAAAGCUUAGGUAGUAAGUGAAAAAAGAUUUCUUCCAUCUCUGAUGUAAAUGACGUUUAACUUAAAUUUUUUCAUUAUUGUUUCUUGGUUUAAGAUCUAAAAUGCAGCCAUAUGAGAAACAAGGCUCCUUGUUGAUUAAGCUUCUAACAGGGAAUUUUGUGAGUUAACUGAAAUAAUGCCAUGUUGUUUUGUUAUGAGCAUUUAUUAUGUAUGCCUGUGUCCUUCCUGUUUAUUACUGCAUUAAAUUCUUAGUUCUAAGAGCUGGGUGAGAUAAAAAUUAUGUAUUGGGGUAAGGCUUUUCCUUAUUUCUGACUGGCCCCUACACUUUGUUAGGCUGCAUGAAUCAGUGGGGUUUUAACUGCUUCAGGGUUUAAGCUGAAGUGAAGCUUAGUUUAUUUCAGCAAAGCACUCGUUGUAUAUGGUUACUAGCCCUACAUUAGGAUGAAGAUUUGAAAGAGUACUGCUUAGUGCUGUUGGAUGCAAUUUCUAGCUUGCACUAUUUUUAGGUGGGGAGUUUUGCAACUCCCCACAAGCAAACAAACGUGGUUGGUUGCUGUUGAGGCUGACUGAUGGCACACAGAAACAUAUGCACGUGCUCUCCGCCUACAGAAUUAAGGAAGGGUUGUGUCUUGUGCAGCCCUUGUUUAGACAGAUUUAAGUGAAACUAGUGUAGAAAGAGUCUGCUGGGGAAGUUGGGAAGUCUUGGGAAGACCAGAAUCUUAAAGUGGGAUUUGUAACAUCCGCAAGUUUCUGGUACCCCGUCCUUCCUGUCGGUUUUUGUGCAGAAGCUGUGUGUCCUGCCGUGUGCCAGUGGAGGCUACAGUCACUACAGUUGCUGAGCAGUCAGUAGCCUCAGCAGUUUCAUUUCCUCUAGACCACCCUUUCUAAGCGAGUUGAAUUUUUGGCAGGCCAUACAAGGAAAAGAUUGGGUCACUGAGACAGUUCUAGAGAAAGCCAGAGGGACAAAACCAGGGUGCAAGGAAGCUGAGGGAAAUUAGAGAGACUGUAAUUUAAUGAAAGGACAGGAAUAUUUCCAUCAAGGGUAAGAAAGGAAGAAAUCAAAAGUAAAACUUACAAAGACACAAUGGUACCGGAAGGGGUGGUCCUUUAAACUGCUGUAUGAAGGGCGAGGCCACAAUCAAGUAUUUGUCACACAGUGCAGAUCACGGCAACUGAACUCUUGAUUCAGGUAAGACACAGAAGAACUAAUCCAGGGAAAGAGUUGCUGAGACUUGAGAUGACAUGGAGAUAGACAUAUUUUGGACCUGAAGAUGAAAUCAUACUUGUGGUGGCCCUUUGGGUAAAGGCACAACUCGUGCCAGUGAAACAAGUCGGACGGGUUUUCUGAUCUGUUACUACCCUAAGCCUUUUGGAAGGAAUUUGUAUGCCUCAUUCUGUCAAAAGGUAUGUUAUCAUUUUCAGUUUGUAAAGGUAGAUAGGUUGAAAUCAAUGAAUGACUGUCUUCAUUGCAAAAUUUUAACAAAUUCUGGCUCUCCUAACUGUCCAUCUUCAUAAUGCUGACUUCACAAUUUUCUGGGAACCUGGUAGCCCUACUUACCACUGUUCACCUAUUUCCUGCUGCAUGGAAGAGACUGGUAACUAGCAUGUUGGGAACCUUUCCACUUCAGAGGGUGAAAAUGUCAGAAGUUGCUUAAAUUCUCCUGUAAAUGGGGAAGUAUAUUACAUAAAUAAUUUCAAAAGAAUGUUUAGUUGUUGAGUCCCCUGUAUUUACUGAGUACUGCUACUGAAUUUGGUGCUAAAAGUUUACUCUUUUUUAUUUGGGAAAUAAUUUUCCUGUUGAAAAUAGGCUAGGGUGAAUUGGAGAGGGAUUUCGGAGAAAGGAGGUAACUCAUGGCAGAUCUGGUGACACAGCAGGACAGUGGGUCUGAGACUUCUAAAAUUAAAAGAUACAAUUGAUUUGCCUUUCCCUCGCUGUCUCUUAAUCAGGGUUUUUAUAAGAGAGCAAAAGUACUGAGCUGUGCUAGAAAGCACCAGGUAUGCUGCUUAGUGUGUCCCCUUUAAAACAAAAGCAAAACCUGAUUACUGUUGUGGCUUACUUACAAUUUUUUUCUCACAAGUUCUGCAAUAAUCAAUUUUCUGAAACUGGAAUUGUGAUAGGUGGAGUAGGGAUCUGCUGCUUUAUGACCAGUUUAUUUAACAUACUUCUUGUAAGUCAUGUGACAAUUAGAUAUCGUACAACAGUACUUUUCCUGGAACUUUAGAGACUAUGCCUGUCUCACUUUUUUCAGUUGUUCCAGCACUCCUCCAGCCUGUCCUCCCAUAUCCAAAUCCUGAUGUGAAAUGAGUACAGACUUCCACAAACUCCUUUUUGAAGUUUCCGAGGCUUUGGUCACAGAUGAACUGGUGGCACUGAAGUUCCUCAGCCUGGAUCACAUUCCCAUGAGGAAGCUGGAAGCCAUCCAGGAGCCCAAGGCCUUCUUCGAAGUGCUGCAGGAGAAAGACAUGAUUGAGUCAGGGAACCUGGCCUUUCUCAGGGAGCUGCUCUACUGGAUCGGUCGGAUGGACCUCCUGUCCACCCACCUGGAUUCCAGCCGGGAGCAGAUGGAGAGAGAGCUGCAGGUCCAAGGCAGGGCAAAGGUGUCAUCUUACAGGCAACUGCUAUAUGGAAUUGCAGAGGACUUGACUCCAGAAGAUGUCAAAAAUGUGAAGUUCCUGCUCCAAAAAAAAUUACCUAAGAACAAGCUCCAGGAUAAUGCUUCAAUGUUGCAGGUUUUUCUGGAAAUGGAAAGAAAUAGGAUAAUUAAAGAAGAUGACCUGACAACGCUGAAAGAUAUAUUAAACCCAUUUAGAGCUGACAUAAAGAAAAAAAUUGAUAUCUAUGAAGAAAAAAAGAAAGAAAAUUAUUCUAAAGAAGAACUCCACUAUCCUGUGUCUGUUUCUCUGCAUCCAGGGGAACAAGGAGCAGAGGGGAAGACAACACAGCUGCCUGUGGAAACAUAUAAGAUGAAAAAUAACCCCCAUGGUUACUGUGUGAUUCUUAACAACCACAUUUUUAACAAUCCGCGUUGCAACAGAAAAGGAACAGUGAAAGAUGGAGAGGCUGUGAAGAGGGUCUUUAAGUGGCUUCAGUUUGAGACAAUUGAGCACAUGGAUCUGGAAGCAAAAGAAAUAUAUGAGAAAGUUAAAGAAUACAGCAAAAGAGAUCAUAGAAACAUGGACUGUUUUGUUUGCUUCAUUUUUUCCCAUGGUGAAAAACACAAAAUAAAAGGCAUUGAUGAUGAGUUAGUAAAUAUUAGAGAUUUAGUCUCCUGCUUCAGUGGAUCUAAUUGUCCCUCUCUUGCUGGUAAACCCAAGGUGUUUUUCAUCCAGGCUUGCCAAGGCUCUGUUGGUCAUCCAGCUGUUCCAGUAGAAUCAGACUUUUCUGGACAUCUUGGGACAGAUGCUACUCCUCUGACUUCCAUUCCUGAUCUGGCUGAUAUUCUGGUUGGCAUGUCUACAGUGGAAGACUAUUUGUCCUUCCGGAAUAGAGAGACUGGCAGUGUUUACAUUCAAUGCCUCUGUGACAAGAUGGAGUCGCUUUGCCCACUCCGCAUCGAUCUCCUAACCAUCCUGACAACAGUGAACAAGGAAGUGGGAGGAAAAGAAUUUAAAGUAUGGAAUCAGAUGCCAGGAGGAAAAUUAGAGAAGCAGAUGCCACAAAUAAUAACAACACUACGGAAGCAACUGAUCUUCGAAAUUCCACAAGGACAGUCAAGUAAAAAGUAGAAAAAUAAGAAUGCAAUCAGUUUAGGCUUCCACAGGGAAGAGACUUUACAUGAGAAAUUAUCUAGAUCUGUGCAGUUAGCCCCAGUCCUUGAAGGACCCAUAGGACCUACCUAAAUUUUAAAAUUUCUAUAUUUAAUCAGUCUUCUGCCACCUGGAUCUGUGGCAGUUGGGUAAGGCUGUGGAAGAGUACAGAUCUGGCUUUUUGUCCUGCAGAGGCAGUGGAGUAUAUUCGGUCUGGGUUUCAGGUGAGGAAGCAUGUGUAGGGUUGUAACUGCCUUACCCAGAGGUCUAUCUUUGGAAGCUAUAAUUUUUCAUGGAAAAUAACAUCCUGAUCCAGAAGGACCAAAAAAACCAUGAUUAUGAUAGUACAAUGGUUCUUUUCCUCCAGAUAUUUAGUUUAUGUUAUUAAUUUACUUGGCUAAGCAGCAUUUUGGUGUAAGCUUUUUAACAGUAAAGGUUCUGAUUUUUUCUCAGCACUUCCAGGGGCCAGUGUGUCAUGAAUGGCUGUGGAACACUGGAAGGAAGUUCUUUGUACUCUUGUUUCUGUUGUAAUAAAUUGUCUUGUUUUUUACAUCA